Heterotrigona itama is the source of this 666-nucleotide messenger RNA. The record is from the annotation of a GenBank genome assembly. Lineage: Eukaryota; Metazoa; Arthropoda; Insecta; Hymenoptera; Apidae.
AUGCAAGGAUCAAGAAGAUCCACAUAUCAGCCGUUUGCGGAGACAUUGAGAAGAUGCGGGUACAUCGUUCGCGUUGACGGCUUCGUCGUGGGCGCCUGGCACUCUCGCAACAACAGUCUCACUUCUUUGCUGCGAUACGCGACUUUGAUGAAUCGACGCAUGUUCUCGAAGACCAUCGCGUGGCCCCGGGACGCACAUGUCAAGCACAUCUCGGGCAUCCGACAGUACCGCGUGAUGGGAUGGACAGCGCAGGAUGAGGCGUCCCCAGCGAUUACGCAAACGCAUGCUUCCGUGCACGAAAAUCAGCCCGCGAUCGACGCGAACAAUUUAAACACGGUGAAGCUCGAGAUCGGCGACGAGCAGGUAGCCUCUCCGGAGGCUGUCCCCUUGGCUGACGACUACCGGACCUCCAACCACGGAUCUGAGGUUCCUGGAGAGGAACCCGGAGGAGAAAGCUCUCAAAGUCCAGGAACUCCAACAGGGAUCGAGCUGCUUCCCUCUCACCAUGGCACACGUGCACAGAAUGGUUUUUCCGUUGCUUGCGUUCUAUAUUUGCGCGUGCUACCAGACAUUACACGAGUGGAAUCAGUAAUACACGACGGCCGCGAGUGUGAUGAGUGCAGCCACCAACAGCACCAGAACGCGCUCGAAGACCCCGAGGAUUAA